AUGGAGGAGGAAGACUUGUGCUCCUCCCGACCUCGCCAAGACCCGUCGGCAGAGCGUCAGUACCUCAACGGACAGGCAGGGGGCGUGGUGGCGGAGGAGCGAGGAGCCGGAGAGGGAGAGUCCGCGGAUUCGGACAAGGAGACAUGGGAGCAGAUAGUGUGGCCGGUGUGCACAGCCGCAGUGGACUGGGCCGGGACCAGGACCAGCGCCACGGCUUCUCCACUGGUCACGGAUGGAGUUUCGUCCAAUCAGCUGGAUUCGGAUCCUGUGACUCAGGCUCUCAAAGCUUCCUUCCCCAUUCGCUCAGAAAGUCUCAGCAGUGAUCUGUGCAAAGAAGCCGAGGAACAAGACGAGUUUGAUUCGUGGCUGCUUCUCUGCUCGGAGCCGGAAUGGAUGGGGCCCAAUUUAAAGCCAUGUGACUCGGAAAGCACAGAGGAGGAUCACCGGCAGUUCGACCACUUCGGCACAUCGCUGAGUUCUCGUGUUCCAGGGGAGAAACACAGACCCUCCGUGGAGCCAGACUUCUUCCAUAGCUGUGUAGAAAUCCAAUUUGCUGGUUUCAUAGAGGACGAUAUUGAGCAUUUGAGGCUGGUGGAAAGCCCAAACGACGCUGACGUUUUGCUGAGCGGACAGAACGGUUUGGAGGAAGUGCCAGCUUUAGUAAACAGUGACAAAAUCUCCGGAAGAGAGAAGGACACGGCGAAGAUUCUUCCUGAAGACGAGACCACAGCUGCCAGCCAGAGGAGUGCAGGUGUGCGGCGGGAGGAAGCAGACUUCAGCAUCGACCCGGACCAGCUGACAGAGCUGGAGCAGCUCCUGGAGGACCUAUCGCGCUUUGAGGAGACGAGGCAGUACCAUUCACAGCCGGUUUGUGAAGAGGAGGCUGCGGAGGCGGACCCUGACCCUGCCAUGUGUCGCCGAGCGGUGGGUGUGCAGCGUGAGGAAGAGGAGGAGCACGCCCAAGACCCGGAACCCUCGGAGAACUCUCUGGAUGUUUUCCACCUGCAGGAGGAUUGUACGGCUCCAUCGCAAAACGCCGCAUCUCUCCGGAUCCAGGACGAGCCACGGACAACAGAGAGAGUCCAAAGCAGCAGCGAGUGUCACCGGAGCCCAGAGGAAGUCCACCCCGGUGUCCAAGUCACGGAGACGACUGUUUACAAGGUGGAAGAGGAGGAGGAGGAGGAGGAGGAUGGGGGCGAGCAGUACAGAGGGAGUACUGUGGAGACCGCGCAGACCAACGGAGACUUGGACCGAGACCGGGCCCGGGUUUUGGCCCAGAGACUGUUCAAGUUGGACGACAUCCAGCGGAAAGAUGUGGUCAAAUACUUGGAUAAAGAUAACAGCUUCAGUCGUGCAGUGGGAGAAGAAUACCUGAAACACUUUGACUUCCGUGGACAGACUCUGGACGAGGCCCUGAGGUCUUUCUUGUCGGUGGUGGUGCUGAUCGGAGAGAGUCAAGAGAGAGAGCGAGUCCUGAACCACUUCUCCAACCGCUACCACUGCUGCAACCAGGGCUGCUUCCACUGCUCAGGCUGUGUUCUGGCUCUGACGUGUGCCGUGAUGCUUCUCAACACAGACUUGCACGGACAGCUCGUGGGAAAGUCCAUGUCCUCUUCCAAGUUUGUGUCCAACCUGGACGGGAUGAACGAAGGAGAAAACUUCAACAAGGACCUUCUCAAAAGUUUAUACAACUCUAUAAAGACGGAGCCGCUUCCAUGGGCAGUAGCGGAGGAGGAGAUGAGCUCUGUGCUGCUGGAGGAGGAGAGAGAAGACCCGGCUCCGCUCCGGUCCAAAGCAAACCCCUUCCUGGACGUCCCCAUCGACAAAAACGCCGUAGUUAUUAAAGAAGGGUUUCUCCAAAGGAAGAUCCACGCAGACGCAGACGGAAAACGCACUCCGUGGGGGAAAAGAGGAUGGAAAAUGUUUAAUGUGGUGCUCCGUGGGAUGGUGCUCUACUUCCACAAGGACGAGUACAGGCGCGAGGUGAGUGAGGAGCUGCUGAGUCUGCAUCACUCUCUCGCUAAAGAGGCCGAAGAAUACACCAAACGCCCUCACGUGUUCCGCCUGCAGACCGCAGACUGGAGGGUGUUCCUCUUCCAAGCCUCGUCCAGAGCAGAGAUGUCGUCCUGGAUGAACAGAGUGAACCUUCUGUCUGCUCUACACUCUGCUCCUCCGUUCCCGGCUGCAGUAGGAUCCCAGAGGAGGUUCUGUCGGCCCAUUCUCCCCGCGGCGCAGUCUGCCAACACUCUGGAGCGGCAGCUGCAGUCUCACUCGGGAAUGUUGCAGUCCUUCAGAGCGGAUCUGUCGCAGCUCCAAGAGAAUCCACCAGAGGGCAGAAGAGCCAAGACCAAGGAGCUGGAGGAGCAUCGGCUCAGAGCAGAGUACUUGCAAUAUGAGGUCUGUCGGUACGAGGCCUUCGUGCGGGUCUUGCAGGUCUGGAGCAGGACUCGGACUUCAGCCGACGGCACCUUCGUCCCCACGGACCUGAACCGCUUCGACAGAGACCUGUGUCCAGAGGCCGAAAACGAGGAAGAGGAGGAGGGCGGGAUGAAGAAGUCUCACUCCAGCCCGUCUCUGGAGAUGGACGCCGCCAACGCUCCUCCUCCGGUCAAAGUCAAGCGCAACAUCUCAGAGCGCAGGACGUAUCGGCGAGUCGUGGUGCCCAAGUGGAACAAAGAGGAUUAA
This is a messenger RNA of Knipowitschia caucasica, 2685 nucleotides long. The record is from the annotation of a GenBank genome assembly. Lineage: Eukaryota; Metazoa; Chordata; Actinopteri; Gobiiformes; Gobiidae.